GCUCAUUCCCUGGCUUGGAGUGUGCAACGCCCUCCAUGAAACGAACUCCGAUUCCAUCCUUCUCGUGGAGAUUCCCUCUGCCUGUCACUCGGGGUUCUCCAGGCUGUGCCCCCCGGUGCCAGGGAUGGAGCAGAGUGGGACAGGUCUAAGCUCACUUCAGAUACGGCCGAGAGAGAUGCUCACCUGGGCAGCUGCCUGAUGGCUGCUCUAUCCCCGACCAACCAUCUCCAGCAGUGAAUGGCUCAUGCGGACCACUUGAUCCCUGUGUGUGCCCGUUCAGAGAAGCGCUCGCCACCUGCCUGAACUGCGCCAGCUGCCGAGAUGCCCGUGGCUGCUACCAACUCCGACUUGGCCAUGCAGCAGGUGCUGGACAACCUGAGCGACCUACCCAACUCCACCGGGGCGGCUGACCUGGAUCUCAUCUUCCUCCGAGGCAUCAUGGAGAGUCCAAUAGUAAGAUCCUUGGCUAAGGCCCACGAGCGCCUGGAGGAGACCAAGCUGGAGGCCGUGAGGGACAAUAACGUGGAGCUGGUGCAGGAGAUCCUGCAGGACAUCGCCCACGUCGCUGGGAGCAACAGCACGGCCGCCGAGCUGGCAUGCAUCCUGCAGGAGCCCCACUUCCAGUCUCUCCUGGAAACCCACGACUCGGUGGCCUCCAAGAGCUACGAGACGCCCCCGCCCAGCCCCCUCCUGGACCCCAUGUUCAACAACCAGCCGGUGCCGCCGGAUGCCGUGCGCAUGGUGGGGAUCCGCAAGACGGCCGCCGAGCACCUGGGCGUGACCUUCCGGGUGGAGCGGGGCGAGCUGGUGGUCGCCCGCAUCCUGCACGGCGGCAUGAUCGACCAGCAGGGCCUGCUGCACGUGGGCGACGUCAUCAAGGAGGUGAACGGCAAGGAGGUGGGCAACGACCCCAAGGUGCUGCAGGAGAUGCUGAAGAACGCCACCGGCAGCGUGGUCCUCAAGAUCCUACCCAGUUACCAGGAGCCUCCCCCGCCCCGGCAGGUGUUUGUGAAGUCCCACUUUGACUACGACCCGGCCAGUGAUAACCUGAUCCCCUGCAAGGAGGCAGGGUUAAAAUUCACUGCCGGGGACCUGCUGCAGAUUGUCAACCAGGACGACCCCAACUGGUGGCAGGCCUGCCACGUGGAGGGCGGCAGCGCCGGCCUCAUCCCGAGCCAGCUGCUGGAGGAGAAGCGGAAGGCGUUUGUGAAGCGCGACCUCGAAGUCCCCCCCACAUCUGGUGCCCUGUGCGGCAGCAUCAGUGGGAAGAAGAAGAAGAGGAUGAUGUACCUGACCACGAAAAAUGCGGAGUUUGACCGGCAUGAGCUGCUGAUCUACGAGGAGGUGGCCCGCAUGCCCCCGUUCCGCAGGAAAACCCUGGUGCUGAUCGGGGCCCAGGGCGUCGGGCGACGCAGCCUCAAGAACAAGCUGAUCAUGUCGGACCAGGCCCGCUACGGGACCACCAUCCCGUACACUUCGCGGAAGCCCAAGGAUCACGAGAGGAACGGCCAGGUCUACUGCUUCAUGUCGCGGGGGGAGAUGGAGGCGGACAUCAAGGCUGGCCGCUACCUGGAGCAUGGGGAGUACGAGGGGAACCUCUACGGCACCAAGAUUGACUCCAUCCACGAGGUGGUGGAGUCCGGCAAGAUGUGCAUCCUGGAUGUGAACCCGCAGGCGGUGAAGGUGCUGAGAACGGCUGAAUUCGUCCCCUACGUGGUCUUCAUCGAAGCCCCGGACUACGAGACACUCCGAGCCAUGAACAAGGCGGCGCUGGAGAGCGGUGUGGCCACCAAGCAGCUCACGGAGGCGGAUCUGAAGCGGACGGUGGAUGAGAGCUGCCGCAUCCAGCGUGGCUACGGCCACUACUUCGACCUCAGCCUGGUCAACGACAACCUGGAGUGGACAUUCCAGCAGCUGCAGGAGGCCCUGGAGAGGCUGCGCGCAGAGCCCCAGUGGGUCCCUGUCAGCUGGGUUUACUAGGACGCUGGGAGCGAAGGCCUCCCCACCCUGCCCCCACGCGGAGGGCACUGCCGACCCGCCUCCCCUCCGCCCUCCCUCCUGCACAAACCACGACGUCUCAAAGCCAAGGAACCCGGAUCCCCUGCCUGCGUCCCAGGCCUGUCUUCGGGGGAGCUGCGGCCCGAGACAGGUCGCGUCCCCCCAAGGGCAGGCGCUAGCUGGAGCUGCCAGUAGGGCGUGGGGAGGCAGGGAACUGGGUGCUUAUUGAACAUCCCCUUCCCCCUCCCCCUGAGUUUUAACCAACUUUGCCAGAGUUAGAGAGUUUCUUGUAGACAUUCCCGAGGGGCACCCCCAGUGGAGAACCCUUCUCUGCCCUGGACACGUGGCUGGGGGGCAGUGGCCCCCCAUGUCCUUCCAGGAAGGGCUAGGGUGGCCAUGGGGAGGGUUGAGAGAGCAGCCCAAGGCGGGGCCGUGCCCAGGACACUAAACACAGCCUCUUCAGUGCCCGGAGUGGGCACUGGGUCCCCCUUCAAGCCAGCCCCAGGGCUGUGCCCGGGGCCAGAUCCCGGCAGCUGGCAGAGGGAGGUGGGCAUGAGGAAGGCAGCGUGAAGUGUGCCGCAGGAGGCGCACAGAGCUGGGGAUGCCAGCUGGCACCUCCCUCCAUCCCUGCGCGUUCUCCCUUUUUCACCCAGCUGCCCGCUCCAUGCCCAGGCUGCAUCCCCCUUCCCGGUCCUGAGCUGCCCUCUCUGUGCAGAGGUGCCUGGCAUCACCUCCAGCAGCUCCCUGGAGCAGCUUGGGGCAUCUCUCCUCACUGGCCUAGGCCAGGGGAAAUCCCAAUAGGGACCAACCGGCUCAGGAACAGGGAUGUUCCUGGCCAUCUUUCUUCAUCGUUCCCCACUGGGCCAGCGGGGUGGGGACGAGGGUGCAGCAGGGCGGGUUCGGAGCCCAUCACCUCCCUGGGCUAGAGCAUCAGAUUCUCCCUUAACCCGUGUCUGGGGUUCGGGGCAGGAGGCGUGUCCACCAGGGAAAUGAGCUUGGUGGGCUCAGUGGGCUUCUUGGAUCAACCGUAGAGACUAACUCACUAAUUCCCCACCGUGAAUCCACAGCUGCUCCCCAGCAAAGACUGAUGAGUUAUUUCAGGGCUGGCUGGCUGCAGGGGCAGAAUUUCCGAGGAAAUUACUGGCCAGUUUGGUGCCGCGGGAGAGAUCAGUCCUGUCCCAGGACGACAGGCGCACCUUAGCGAGCCCAGUCCAAAAAUCGGCAUGGUUCCGAUGCCCUACCUGAAAGAGACGAAGCCACCACAUGCCCUGCCUCACCUGCUCCCACAGAAAACCCAUGAUGGAUUCGUCCGGAGUGGGCCACCGCUCUGGAUGACCCAGAGCAGAAGGAAUCUUCUGGGGAGAUCUGCACCAAGCAAAUGCACAGCUAUCUCACUGCCGAAAAUUCAGCUCAGUUUACAGACCCAUCCCCCGCCUUCUGGCUCCGAACCGGAUAGAUUAUUCCCCCCUCCCAAUUUGAACUUUUGCAAAUGUCCCAGCGAUGGUCAGAAAAGCUGCCCGACUUCCCCCCCAGCUUAGAGUCUGUGAUUGUGGUGGUAUUGAAGGGGAAUUGCGGCACCUCUGGAAAUCAAUAGCUUUAAGGUCCAAAUGGUUGAAGGAGGCACCCUUGAGGAGGGUCUUGUUACAUCCCUGGUGUAGGACACAGGACAUCUGGUGUAGGACACAGGACAUCUUGAUUCCCUGCUCUGCUCCAGCCUCCUGGGCAAGUCACUUAAUUGCUCAGUGCCUCAGUUUCCCCACCUGUCCAAUAAGGUUAAAUUAAUAAUACCCCACACUGAGAAUACAUCUGUUAUUGUAGGUGAGGCCCUCAGAUACUUUGGGGAUGUGGUGGAAGCUAGAGAGUUAAGUAACAUAAAUACUUUUGAGGCUCUGGACCACAGACCUCAACUGUAGGUUUUAGGAUUUAUAAAGUGACAGCAAAAUAAAAUAAAAACCAUAAUGAUUGGAUAGGUGGAACCAGCCAGGGGCAUCACUAGAUAUCAGGUAAGGGGGGUAAUUGCCACCGCCAGACCUCGGUUCGCCCACCCCAACUUUUCAUAGGUCUAUCGGCUCCACUUUUUGCCUCCUGCCCCAGCUUUGCAGGAUAGAAGUGAUCACAUAUAAUGUUCUAUAUGCUAAUGCAACUUUGCCCCGCUCCUGGAAUUUUUCUGAAAUGGUGCCUCUGGAGACAGUCAGCAAAAUCCAGGUCCGGGGGGAUCCUCAAAACAUGGGGCCAGCCCGCUCUGCGGUUUAGGGUCAUACCUGUUGCUCAAAAACCAUUAGAACAAAGAUCAGUAAGAGUAGGAGGAUUGUGUGUGGACAGUGGACAGCCCGCAAACAAGCUGCCUGCCUGGGUGCGAGAGCCGAGGCGGGAAGGACAGGUGCCUUCUGAUCUGAUCACCAGACAGGUUUGUUAGUAACCCGGUGGGGUGGGGGGUAUUUAUUUGUUUUCUUGGUAAUAACUUUUGUCUUGCGUAUUUCUUUAGCCGAAUCCACACGCAGACUUAACUGACCCCAUCGAAUAUUAAAGCUAGCUGGUCCUGC
Messenger RNA from Caretta caretta (loggerhead turtle), 4541 nucleotides. RefSeq names its product MAGUK p55 scaffold protein 2 (gene MPP2). The record is from RefSeq and is a predicted model, not a curated record. Lineage: Eukaryota; Metazoa; Chordata; Testudines; Cheloniidae. Gene Ontology annotation, molecular function: protein binding.